AUGGCUGGUACAGACUACCGUUCAAUUGCUAUGACUGUGGAAGAAUGGGAGCGCUGCGACUUGGAGCUGUCUCCUCCACAUUUACUAGCGGAAGAUGAAGAAGAAAAAGAUGAGAGAAAAUUCGAGGAACAAGUAAUGGGAAAAGAAAUUAAGAAGGGAGGGAAGGAGGAAAUUUCCCAACGCCCAUUUCCUGCUGAUCCAGCAUUCAGAAGAUUAUAA
This is a messenger RNA of Prunus armeniaca (apricot), 219 nucleotides long. NCBI's taxonomy places the organism in Eukaryota, Viridiplantae, Streptophyta, Magnoliopsida, Rosales, Rosaceae. The record is from the annotation of a GenBank genome assembly.